Molecule: messenger RNA, 3220 nt
Organism: Phacochoerus africanus (Common warthog)
Lineage: Eukaryota; Metazoa; Chordata; Mammalia; Artiodactyla; Suidae
Gene: ZNF502
Product: zinc finger protein 502
Exons: 2
Coding region: 223-1662 (479 amino acids)
Source: RefSeq, a predicted model, not a curated record
GCUCUUACGGCCCGGCGGGUGAGCCUGCGCCGUGGGUUUUCCUGUACGUCUGGAAGCCUGGUUGCCGCCCCGCGGGGAGCGCCCGGACCUCACGGUUGGGUGAACAGGCCUGCUCCAGAGCAGAAUGGCUCUGAAACUGAUUUGCCAGGGAUAGUGGCAAAGAGAUUCCAAAAGGAUGAAUACCAAGAUUCUACAUUUGAAGCAAAAUAUGUUUGUGAGAAUAUGAAGGAAAGCCCUCCCAGAGAGGUUCCAGGACCAUGCGUUUUCCAAGAAGGAGGUUUUGGGGAAAUAACUCUUAUCCACAAAGAAACACCUCCAGAAGUGAUUAGCCAAGAAUAUAAUUUUGAGAGAAGUUUGCUUUUGACCUCAAACCUUGCUACACAUCUCAGAGUUUCUACAGAAGAGAGUCUACAUCAGUGGGAGACAAGUAGCAUACACACCAAUGAGAUUUCAGACCAAAGUAAAUGUCUGACCCUCUCUACAGAGGAAAAAUCUUGGAAAUGUAGUGAAUGUGGAAAAACUUUUACUCAAAGCUCAUCAUUUACCCAACAUCAGAGAACUCACAGGAGACCCUAUGCUUGUGAGGAUUGUGGGAAAACCUUUAGUCGUACCUCAUUCCUUGUUCGACAUCAAAGAAUUCACACUGGAGUGAAACCAUAUGGAUGUGAGCUGUGUGGGAAAACAUUCCGAUGUCAAUCAUUUCUUACUCAACAUCAGAGAAUCCACACUGGAGAGAAACCGUAUAAAUGUAAUGAAUGUGGGAAUUCCUUCCGUAAUCAUUCACAUCUCACUGAACACAGGAGAGUUCACACUGGAGAGAAACCAUAUAAAUGCAAUAGAUGUGGGAAGGCCUUCAGUCAGAACACACACCUCAUUCAUCAUCAGAGAAUUCAUACUGGUGAGAAACCUUAUUUAUGCAAUGAAUGUGGCUCUUCUUUUCGCAAACACUCAAAUCUUACACAACAUCAGAGAAUUCACACUGGAGAGAAACCCUAUAAAUGUGAUGAAUGUGCGAAAACUUUCCAUACAAAGGCAAACCUCUCUCAGCAUCAGAGAAUUCAUACUGGAGAGAAACCCUAUAAAUGUAAGGAAUGUGGGAAAGCCUUUUGUCAGAGCCCAUCCCUUAUUAAACACCAGCGAAUUCAUACUGGAGAAAAACCCUAUAAAUGUAAAGAAUGUGGCAAAGCUUUUGCUCAGAGCACCCCACUCACUAAACAUCAGAGAAUUCAUACAGGGGAAAGACCCUACAAGUGCAGUGAAUGUGGUAAAGCUUUCAUUCAGAGCAUUUGCCUUAUUCGGCAUCAGAGAAGUCAUACUGGAGAAAAACCCUAUAAAUGCAAUGAAUGUGGGAAGGGCUUUAAUCAGAAUACCUGCCUCACUCAGCAUAUGAGGAUUCAUACUGGGGAGAAACCCUAUAAAUGUCAAGAAUGUGGGAAAGCCUUUGCUCACAACACAUCUCUUACUGAACAUCAUAGAACUCACACUGGUGAAAAGCUCUAUAAAUGUAGUGAGUGUGAGAAAACCUUCCGCAAGUAUGCACACCUUAGUGAACAUUAUAGGAUUCACACUGGUGAGAAGCCUUAUGAGUGCAUUGAAUGUGGAAGAUUCUUCAGACAUAGUUCAGUCCUUUUCAGACAUCAGAAACUUCACAGUGGUGAAUAAACCUGGGAUUCAAGUUACAACAGUUUCUCUAGCAAGAGUGACUAGGAAUCUGGCUGAGGGGAGAGGGACAGGAAGAGUUUCUGGGGGGAAGGAGAAGGAGCCUUGGAUACUAUGCUCAGAAGGGUAUUUCCAGAAAUGGUGGUGGGAACUUGGAGAAUGCAGAGCCUACUCCAGGGGGGCAUCUGGGAGUGCAGUUUCUUUUCAGAGGGUUCCCUGCUUCUUGCUGUUCCUCUCUCCCCAUGGCACACUCCUGCCUGGAGGUGCCAUUUGUUAAGUUAGCACUGUGCUUCUCUUACCACACCCCCACCUCACCUCCCCAACUUGUCACUUGUGUUCACUGGCCAGUAGGCUGAGGUGAUUUUCUAAGCACUAAUUGUCAUUGUGAAAGUGGGAGCAGUUCUGAGGUAGUGCUGAGUAGCCUGCAGAUGGUCUGAGGCAGCUCUGACCAUGCUACUGUGGGGAGGGUGCCCAUUUGUGGGAGUGGUCCCAUAAAGGGGAGACAGAUACAACUGAAAACAAAGAAUCAUCAUUCAUUCAUCAUCAAAUAAAGGGAUAUGUAGCAAGAACUGGCAAUUGCUACAGAAAUGGUGAAAAAGACUUUUACCAGGGUGAGGGAAAUCUUUCCUGAUCCUUUCAACAUGGAUGGUGAUCUGGGGCUAAGAAGGGAAUAAGAAGUCAAGAGAGACUUCUCUUGAAUGUUGUCAGUGAGAAGCAAGUCUGAUCUUUUCAGAGGGCCAUGGAGAGAAAGACCUCACAUCUGUCCCAGAGGAAUAGUGGCUUACCCUGAGGGAAAUGGUUUGUGUAGGCUGCUAGUGAUAAGGGGCCUCAGAGCAGGAAGCCUGCAUAUGCCUGUCCUGGACUAGACCAUUCAGCUGUAUCUUGUAAGUUUGGUUGGGCCACUAGUGUAUAGGAACCAGAAGAGAAGGUUCUUCUAGAUUUAAUAGAGUGGGACUUGGUGUUAGCCUUUGGAGAGGGGAAAGCAUUAAUGAUGAAUGAAGUUAGCCUUUCAGGUUGGCUGGACUUGGGGGCUGCUCGACUGGUCCUUAAGAGAGAAAGCAUUAGUGAUGAAGUGAUCAAUAUAAUAGGGAAGGCUAGAUUUUGUGUAAUCAUGGGAUUGGUGGCUAAAACCAAAGAUUCAGUAAAUCUCAGAUGGUUCUGUUUUUACUGGGACUUUAUUCCAGGAUAUUUACUCUUCCCUGUGGAUUAGGAGUAUCUAGGGGAACACUUCUCAUGGGAUGAAUUUGGAAAGAAGUCUAGAGAGAAUUACUUCUUUUUCAAAUCCCUGAAAAUCAAGACAGCAUGUUUUGCCAUGACCGUGAUGGGUUUUUAUUAUUAUUAUUAUUAUUAUUAUUAUUAUUAUUAUUAUUAUCUUGAGAAAAAGGAAGAGCUUGUUUCCCUUGUAUUUCUCCAUUCCUUUUCAUGUUCUUAAGUGCUACCCAGAGAUUCAGCUCUGGAAGAUUAAAUGAGGAUAGCCUUUGACUUGUAUUCAAAAUAGUUUCUAUGCUCUGAAGUUUAUAUAGUUUUAAAAAUAUGACUAUUAAAAAAAAACUAAAGUUAA